Messenger RNA from Boeremia exigua, 1173 nucleotides. Its product is annotated as pectin lyase fold/virulence factor. The record is from RefSeq and is a predicted model, not a curated record. Bases 1 to 1173 code for a protein of 390 amino acids. The transcript has 3 exons. Gene Ontology annotation, molecular function: pectate lyase activity. Lineage: Eukaryota; Fungi; Ascomycota; Dothideomycetes; Pleosporales; Didymellaceae.
AUGAAGUUCUUGGCUGUCGCAGCACUUGCGAGCCUGGCGCAUAUCGCAAGCGCUGUUGGCGUUGUUGGCACUGCCGAGGGCUUUGCCACAGGCGUCACUGGUGGUGGCAGCGCCACACCCCAGUACCCCAAGGACAUUAAGGAACUCACCGCGUGGCUGACUGAUGCUACCCCCCGUGUCAUCGUCCUCGACAAGACUUUCGACUACACGACUUCUGAGGGAACCGUCACCGGCACUGCCUGCGCAAACUGGGGAACUGGAGCUGCGUGCCAGCGUAUCUUGUUGGACACGUGCGAUGCAGGCAAGGUCAAGGAGACCGUUACCUACUACAAGGCUGCGAAGCAAGGUAUCAAGGUUGCCUCCAACAAGACACUUCUCGGUAUCGGAAACAAGGGUAUCAUCAAGGGCAAGGGCCUGUCCUUCGCCAGCAAGAACGUCAUCGUUCAGAACAUCCAAGUCAGCGACUUGAACCACAAGUAUGUGUGGGGUGGAGAUGCUCUCUCCUUCGCCGGAGCUGAUCUCAUCUGGAUCGACCACGUCACUACUGCCCGUCCCGGCCGCCAGCACUACGUCUUCGGCUUCACCCCCAGCACCCGCAUCACCCUCUCCAGCAACUUCAUCAACGGCCUCUCUGACUACUCCACCGGCUGCGACGGCUACCACUACUGGACCAUGGAGAUGGUCGGCACCGGCGACACCAUCACCAUGAAGAACAACUACAUCACCAAGACCGGCGGCCGCGGCCCCGCUCUCAGCGGUAAGACCCUCCUCCACGCCGUCAACAACGUCUGGGCCGACGUCAAGGGCCACGUCCUCGAGGGCGGCGACACCGGCGCCCGCGGCAUCUUCGAGGGCAACGUCUUCAAGGACGUGCGCACCGUCGUCGCCGACUACCAGGGCAAGCUGUUCGGCUCCCCCGACGCCUCCACCAACAACCAGUGCACCAACGCCUUCGGCCGCGCCUGCCAGGUCAACCUCUUCCAGGGCACCACCACCACCGGCAGCGUCUUGACCAGCAAGAAGGAUACCAGCUUCUUCAGCGAGUUCAAGGGCAAGACGAACGCGAGCGCGAAGCCGGCGUCGGAGAUCGUGACGAGGGUUCCUAACGGCGCGGGUAACGGAAAGCUGUCGGCGCUUGCCUCCAGGCACGUGUCGGCUAAGUUCAGGGUGUAA